Molecule: messenger RNA, 1096 nt
Organism: Sebastes umbrosus (honeycomb rockfish)
Lineage: Eukaryota; Metazoa; Chordata; Actinopteri; Perciformes; Sebastidae
Product: gamma-glutamylaminecyclotransferase B-like
Exons: 2
Coding region: 362-853 (163 amino acids)
Molecular function (GO): gamma-glutamylaminecyclotransferase activity
Source: RefSeq, a predicted model, not a curated record
CGAUACUGUAGGGCAUCUAGAAGCCACAGAGGCUAACAGCGAGAAAGUGGGCGACACAAUGCAGGAAAUGCAAAGGAAUAAUCACGGAGGGAAACAAGGUCAACAACUCGCGAAAUCGGAGCUUUCAGAAACUUUGCACUUACGAGGUCGUGAAUACCACAAGAGGUUUGGAGUUCAUGAACCCGAUAAACACGACAACAUUGAAGGCACCAUCAAUCACUGCCUAAAUUAACCAAUCAAAACACCGAAGGCUGCGAGCACUAGCCAAUCAGAGGGAGAAGAGGGCGGGUGUUGCCUUCACGUAUCUCAAACCGAUUUCUUCUUUCUUUAUAAUAUUGCUAGGAGCCGUCAUCUUCAUCACAUGGUGUCCUCCUGCAUCCACAUGGCUCGUGUCUUCGUCUAUGGCACCCUGAAACAGGGGCAGCCCAACUACUACCGCAUGUUUGACAGCGCCAAUGGUAAGGCAGAGUUCCUCGCCUCGGCCUGCACCGUCCAGAAAUACCCGCUAAUCAUCGCCAGCAAGUACAACAUCCCUUUCCUCCUCAACAUCCCAGGCCGGGGUCACCGAGUCCGAGGAGAGAUCUACAAAGUGGACGACAAGAUGCUGGAGUUCCUGGAUGACUUUGAAAGCGUUCCCAGCAUGUACCAGCGGACGCAGGUGCAGCUGGAGGUGGAGGAGUGGGUGGGGAAGACGGAGGGUGAGGAGAGGCCGGCGGCGGGGAGCAUCACGGAGGCGUUUGUGUACAACACGACGACGUACCAGCCCGAUUGGCCCUCACUGCCCAGCUACGAGAGCUAUGACUCAAAUGGAGAUCACGGGCUCCAGUACGCGAUCAGAGAAGGACGAGACUGAGAAGAAGGGCAAAUCCAGAGUAGAUAGCAAAUAUGAGUCACUAAGUUUUCCUGUCUUCUACCUCUAUACAAAUCAGCUUCCGUAUAUUGAAGAAAAUCACGCUUGAAUCGAUUAGUCGUCAAGUAUUUAAUUAAUCAACAACUACUAUUGAUAAUCGAUUAAUCAGUUUGAGUCUAAAUUCUCUGAUUCCAGCUUCUUAAAUGUGAAUAUAUUCUGGCUUCUUUCCUCCUCUGUGACAGUAAA